Chroicocephalus ridibundus (black-headed gull) is the source of this 4555-nucleotide messenger RNA. RefSeq names its product coagulation factor VII (gene F7). Gene Ontology annotation, molecular function: serine-type endopeptidase activity; calcium ion binding. The transcript has 8 exons. NCBI's taxonomy places the organism in Eukaryota, Metazoa, Chordata, Aves, Charadriiformes, Laridae. Bases 3098 to 4375 code for a protein of 425 amino acids. The record is from RefSeq and is a predicted model, not a curated record. Gene Ontology annotation, biological process: proteolysis; blood coagulation. Gene Ontology annotation, cellular component: extracellular region.
AGCAGGCAAGAAUUUUAUCCUGGAAAGAAAUAGUUCUCUUUUGAGGUCUAAAACCCAAAUCAUUUGUUUUAAAGCUAAGCAGCAUGAUAUUCGUAUAUUUAUAGUUUAGCACAACAGAAACAGGAAAUUAUUAACUUUAUCACAGGCUUGGCUUGCUUUUAAUUAAUCUAAAUGAAUUAUGGCAAGUUGUUAUUAUUGGAGAUUUAAAUUUAAUUUUCCAUAAAUUCACGAGGCAGCUUGUUCCUAAACCUUCCUUACCUAGACGCACCUUUGUCAGCUGGCUCAAAUGAACUCUUACAGCCUCUUUGAAAUAGAAAUCAUUGAUUUAUUUUUUUCAAAUUUUUGCUGAGCAGAAAACUCAUGUUCAAAUGACCAGCGACCUGCUGCAUUAGAUCAAGUUGCACAGUUCCCAAUAGCUUCCAUACCCAUCUUCUCUUCAACCCAAAAUAUGAAACUAAAAAUAGGAAAAUUGUAAGAGUUUUUCUUUGAAAAAUGUCAGUAGGAAACAAAACAAAAAUGAAGAACGGUAUGUUCUGAGACAUCAGUUCAUCAUGUCUUCAAGGCUAAUGUUUCUGCUUUAGAUUUUUGUAUUUCACAUUGUUAACAUUUUUCAUGUUUAGUUUUUUAACUUUUUUUUUUUAAAUAAAGAAACUUUGGCACAUCCAAAGCAUACACUAAAAAACACCCUAAAUCAUAUUUUCUGAACAGCUGUCCCCAGACUGAUUCUAGUAGCACCCAUGAGCAGCAGGGGUGUGUGUUUGCAUUUAUAUAUAUGUACUUUUGAUUGAACAACGGAUUAUUUCUCUUGGAAUUGCUCAGCAAACAUAAGCCAAGGCUGAAGCCUGCACUGGCAAGGAGGUUUAUAGAGCAGAAUACCAGGGCAGUUCUCAUGAACUGCAGCAAGACCACACAAGAAGAAAAACGAAGUAAGACUUAGGGAUCUUCUGGGGAAGAAAAGCUAAUGAACCGGCGUUUGCUCCUCCGGCUGGGGUCGAAGGCAAUAAUGAAGGGGAGUUCUUCUUUAAAAACAGCUCUUGAACUGAGCAACUGUCCUGGCUGAAGUUAGUAGGAAAAAGCUUUGAGACAAGAUCUGUGAAUAUGACGUUUAUGAGCAAAGAGCUGUAGUGAAGUCCUGGGACUCAUGAAUCCCCACUGACCCUCCUCAUGGGCAUGAUCAUCCUGUUAUCUCUGGUGAAACCUACUGGCAUGAAUUUUUCUUGGAAGAAGGACUGUCCCCGUAUGAACUGACUGUUGUUCCCACCACUUGGGCUUCUCCCUGGGCUCUAAAAAUAAUAACUGAGCGUCUGCCUGUAUUCCCAUGCAACAAAAGCAAAAUCUUUCAUGCUUAAGGAAUGCUAACAGAGGAAGGAAGGAAGGAAGGAAGGAAGGAAGAAAGAAAGAAAGAAAGAAAGAAAGAAAGAAAGAAAGAAAGAAAGAAAGAAAGAAAGAGAAGGAAAAUACUGCAUCAGUCCUCAAGGGUGUACAGGAUCUGCAAACGAGAUGAGAAAGCCAAGGGGUGCCAUGGUGCCGAGGUGCUGUGAUGCUGCUGUGGAGUGGUGGCCACCCAACCCUCGCUGGCAGGGAGACACCCGGCCUAAGGAAGCGGGGCGGGGGGGCCGAUAGGUGCAGACCCCAGCUGGCCUCAGGUGUGGGAGGCAGAGCCUUGUGCUCCCAUCUGUGUCACUCAUCCAAAUAGACAAUAGCUCUUUCCCCAGGAAGAUGAGAGAAUGAGAGACAUUUUCAAGCAGCUCCAACAAGCUUAGCUUUGGUCUUGUGAAGUUGAACGUGCCCUUGCUAUUUUCGACUCAGGCAAGCGAACAAGGAAUGAAGAUCAGGUUGGUAGGCUCUGAGGGGUGGAGAGGUUUCCCAAAAAGCAGAGAUGGGGACAGCGUGGGGCUGUUGUAGCUGUUUGUAUUCCAGCAACUGGCUUCCUUCCUCUGCCCAGGGACAGGACCUGCCACCCGGCCCUGACCGUCCCAGGAACCGGGCUGCUGGGAAUGAGCCAGGCUGUGAUCCAGAGAAGUGCCUGGAUGUUCCCUCUUGGGAAAGCACGGUUUCAAAGCAGGACAUCCAGUUGUGUGCACCGCCACUAAAUAACAGUACCGCAUACGAAGAACGACCUCUGCAGGGAGCUGCGCUGAGCCUUGGCAGCAAAGCAAAAAUCCAGCUGUUGCUCUUCUUUGCAGUAGCGUCCAGAUGCAGAGCUGACCCUCCUUCCUUUCCAGGCAGGAAGGGGAGAACGGCCUGGAAAAUACUCCAGCCCUCAGGCAACUCUUCAUUGCUCAUAGGCAAACAUGCUCUUUACCUCGCUGCUAUCUUAAGCAAAUAUUUCCCCAAGAAUGUUGUCGGCUCUCUAGUCUGUUGCCAUUAAUUGAUUUCCGUUAAAUCAGAGGGCUGCUUGUGUUCCAGAUAAAACGUUGUCUGCAGAUUAGCCCCUCAAACCUCUGUUGUCGCUAAUGAAAUAUAACGUGGACCAGCUCAGCGCCUCUUCCAGCUGGUACAAUUUGUGCAGGCCACAUGGUUCUUGCAAUAAAAGGCAGAGGAAAACAGUGCAGGGUGUUUCUUGCUGGUUAAUUAGUGUCUCCGAGCAAAUUCAGAAGUGCAGAGUUCCAGCUGGUGACGGAGAAAUGGGAGAAGACAGAUGUCAGCAGUUCGACCAUACUCCACAGCACUGAAAGGCCGUAUCUUGACUGCUGAUUCGAGAUGAAUAUCACGUCGCUACUCUCUGCGCUCGCAGCUAUGUUAGUUAGUGCCAGUUGUAUGGGUGCAGGCUCCCGGCAUUUAUGGUUCCCAUGAAAAAGGCAUGUUAGAUGGAAAAUGAAGGCCCAGGGUAGCAGCCUCUGUAAUCAGUGCAGCCUUUGCACAGAUCAGGAGAGCGCGCUUCAAACCCAAGCUCCCUGCUUGGGUGAAAAGGGCACAUUGCAGGAUUUGCGUGUGCCCUUCUGCUCCGCUCGCCGGGCUGCCAUGGAUCUUUCUCUGUUUCCAUGACUCGCCGGCCCCUCCUCUGGCUCCAAGCAUUUGGAGCCGAGCUCUUUGGCCAAACAGUCCCUGCUGAAAUGUCAAUACGCCACCGGGACGCUGGCUCGCGGGGUUCAUCAUGGUUUCCAGGCAGUGCGUGGCUUUGUUCCUCUGCUUUCUGCUACUGAUUCCUCUUUCUCUGGACGCAGUCUUUCUAAAGCAGGAGGAGGCAAGCAGCGUUUUGCAAAGGAAAAGACGAGCCAACAGCUUCUUCGAAGAGAUAAAGCUGGGGUCACUAGAGCGAGAAUGCAUGGAGGAAAAGUGUUCCUUUGAGGAAGCACGAGAGAUUUACCGCGAUGAUGAAAGGACAAAAGAGUUCUGGCACAUCUAUUCCGACCCGAACCAGUGUGACUCCAACCCCUGUCAGAACGGCGGGAGUUGUGAUGACCAGUUUCAGGAUUACGUUUGCCGCUGCCCUGCCGAAUAUGAGGGCAAAAGCUGUGAAAAAGCGAUGGCCGACAAACUGAAGUGCAUUUACGACAACGGUGGCUGUGAACAGUACUGUACUGACGAGCUGUCUGAAAAACGAGUGUGCUUCUGUGCGGACGAUUACGCUUUAGCGAGUGAUGGCGUGUCCUGCAUUCCCCAAGUGAAAUACCCAUGUGGAAGAAUACCAGUGCUGGCCAAAAAAAAUACAACUGCACAGGGGAGAAUAGUAGGUGGUUUAAUCUGUCCUCCAGGUGAAUGUCCAUGGCAAGCCCUUAUAAUACAGGAUCAGAAAGAGAAGUGCGGCGGGACCCUGCUUUCCCCAGAGUGGGUGGUCACUGCAGCUCACUGUUUGGACUACACUCAUCCUAAACAGCUUCUGGUGAGACUGGGUGAACACACAAUAAAUUAUGAUGAGAAAACUGAGCAAGAAAGUAGAGUUGCCAGGAUAAUCGUUCAUGAAGGAUACACAAAUGGACAAGUCAAUAACGAUAUUGCCCUCCUGAGCCUGGAAACACCUGUGAAUCUCACCGAUUACGUGGUGCCAAUAUGUUUGCCUGAAAAACGGUUUGCGGUGUAUGAAUUGUCCUCCAUCAAGUUCUCCACAGUGAGCGGAUGGGGACGCCUACUAGAUGGAGGUGCCACCUCUUCUGUUCUGAUGAGAGUUGAUUUGCCACGUGUGAAGACACAAGAAUGUGAAAAGGAGACCGAUUUAAAUAUUACAGAGAAUAUGUUCUGUGCGGGAGACCUGACUGGCGUUAAAGACUCCUGUAAGGGAGACAGUGGUGGACCUCACGCUACAAAGUACAAGAACACUUGGUUUCUGACUGGGAUUGUCAGUUGGGGAAAGGGCUGUGCUGUUAAAGGUAGCUAUGGGGUUUACACAAGGGUAUCCAAAUACAUCGACUGGUUGAAGAAGCACAUGGAUUAAUGGUGUUGAACCAGAGCAUUUCCAGAUUGUGGUGUUGCCCCUCAAUCCCUCUGUGCCAUUUCCCUAUUGAAGCAUUCCUUCAUUAUCUUAGAUAUGCGAUAGAUGUGAUACCCACACCACUAUUAAUGAUUUAAAAUGAGCCUAAUGCCUACUUGAAUAUAUAAAAUAACUUCCCUAUCA